Clarias gariepinus (North African catfish) is the source of this 3729-nucleotide messenger RNA. RefSeq names its product myeloid ecotropic viral integration site 3 (gene meis3). Gene Ontology annotation, molecular function: DNA-binding transcription activator activity, RNA polymerase II-specific; RNA polymerase II cis-regulatory region sequence-specific DNA binding. The transcript is spliced from 13 exons. The record is from RefSeq and is a predicted model, not a curated record. Lineage: Eukaryota; Metazoa; Chordata; Actinopteri; Siluriformes; Clariidae. Bases 460 to 1707 code for a protein of 415 amino acids. Gene Ontology annotation, biological process: positive regulation of transcription by RNA polymerase II; animal organ morphogenesis; eye development.
CGUGUGUGUGUGAUAAGAAGUGGGGGGGCGCCAGAGACCCCGCCGCGUUUUGACCCCCGAAACGACUCCCGAUCUCCAGCAUCGCUCCCGCCUCCAUUCGGCUUUUAAACCGGGCCCAGUGCUCGCCUCGCAGACGCACACACACUCACUCACACACACACGCGUAUCCAUUUACAGCUUGUUGUCUCGGUCCAUGGAUGUGGUGAUACACCGAGCAGAUCGCCCGCCACACUAUCGCCGCGAUUUGCGUCUGUCCAGCCCGCUAAGCAGCACCGAGUGACCGCGGAACAGCUUGAACUAGAGGGACGGGAAGACAGACAGAGAGAGAGAGAUUGAGAGAGCGGGAGAGAGAGAGAGAGGGAUCCUCGCGCCUGAAGUGAUUGUGACUGGUGUUCUGUCCCGGACUGCCGGAUCGGUGUGUGUUGUCUUCCGCGAGAAGAGCGCGGCUUUCCGUGGCGCAUGGAGAAAAGGUAUGAAGAUCUCAUCCAGUACCCAGGGUCAGAGGUCAUGCCCAUGGGCGGCUAUGGGGAGGCGAUGAGGUCACUACCACCGCCUCACUAUGGUCAUGGCGCUCCUGAUUCUCUUAAACACUACCGUGAUCAGAUCUACGGCCACCCUCUGUUUCCACUCUUGGCACUGGUGUUUGAGAAGUGUGAACUGGCAACAUGCUCACCACGUGACUCCAGCUCACUGUCAAAUCCGUCCCAUCAUCCCAGCAUGACAGGUCAUAGCGACGUCUGCUCUUCCGAAUCAUUUAAUGAAGACAUCGCAGCCUUCGCCAAACAGAUCCGUUCAGAAAAACCGAUUUUUUCAUCAAAUCCAGAACUGGACAAUUUGAUGAUCCAGGCCAUCCAAGUACUACGCUUUCACCUACUAGAGCUAGAAAAGGUUCAUGAUCUGUGUGAUAACUUCUGUCAUCGCUACAUCACCUGUCUUAAGGGCAAAAUGCCCACUGAUUUGGUGUUAGAGGAUCGCGACUCCGGAUCCAAAUCCGACAUGGAGGAUUUCACCGGUUCUUGCACGAGUCUUUCGGAGCAGAAUCAGUCCUGGUUGCGAGACACAGAUGACUGUUUGUCAACGCCGUCAGGAACCCCGAGCGCCUCUUGCGGCCUCGCCGCGCACAGUGUAGAUGCAUGCAGCGACGCAGGAGAUGGACUGGACGGCGCGGUAGCGUCUCCUAGCACAGGAGAAGAGGACGAGACAGACCGAGACCGACGAAACAACAAGAAACGAGGCAUUUUUCCGAAAGUGGCAACCAACAUCAUGAGGGCUUGGCUCUUCCAGCACCUAUCACAUCCAUACCCUUCCGAAGAACAGAAAAAACAACUCUCUCAAGACACAGGACUCACAAUCCUUCAGGUCAACAACUGGUUUAUAAAUGCCCGACGUAGAAUAGUCCAGCCCAUGAUUGACCAGUCAAAUCGCUCAGGUCAAGGUGCACCAUACAGCCCAGAUGGAGGAGCGUUAGGAGGUUAUGGAUUAGACAGUCAGCCUCACUUAGGCCUUCGAACAGCAGGUCUUCAGGGAAUGCCGUCUCUGCCUGCAGACUACCCCGGAGCACUCUUGCCCCAGCCAGGUUACACCCAUGCGGCUCCGUCACUGCACCCUUACCCCGGCCCCCACCCGGCCAUGUUACUACACCCGCCUCCCCAUCCGCACUCCACCGAGCCUCUAAUUGGACAAGGCCUGGACAUCCAUGCCCACUGAAAUAGGAGGAGGGGAAGGGGCUAACAGGAAACCGGGCUCACACACUCCGAGUGCACUAGUUUCACCUCAGUUACAUGACGGCACGACUUCAUAAACUUUGACACCUUGUCAUGUUAUGACACUAACCCUUUAUAAUCAGUGUCUUAAAAACUGACACAAAACCUUACAUGUCUUUUUUUUAACAUUACAAACUGAUAUCAGAGUCAACACAGUGGUAUGGUUCAGGCUUUUUUUCUACUGCACAAAGUACAGUAUUGGAAAUUUUGGCAACACAAAACUGGAUUUGGAUUUUGCUUCAUCAGCCAAAAUGCUGGGCCAAAAGUCUCCAGCUGUUUAACUAUAGAUAGGCACAAACAAAGAACUAAUGGUACUCGGGGAUGAGCUGUUGCUUAUGCCACACAGUAGUUUGAACAUUUGCCAACAACGCACCGUGCUAUUUCAUAACCUGGGCAAAAGUUUAAUUUCUUUAAAAAAGGUGUAAGCAGAACAAAUUAUUUUACAAAAAUAAGGUAUUUUAUCAAUUAUACUUGGUGCAGUUUACUUGAGAUUCUAUUUAUGUUGCAAUCGUCUAUUGACCAAAUCUAUUUUUACAAUAUCUUUGCCAAUUUGAAAAGUAAAUUAAUGUGCAGCAUUAUUGAUUAGUUGUUAUUGUUGAUAAAAAAAUUGAAUAAUCAAUAACAAGUCUUUUCACACUGUAAUUUUAUUAAUUACAUUUUAUAAUCCCUGUUGAAUUUGUCUGUGACCCUGUUCCUCCUUGGAAAAAAGGGUACUAAUUGUUGUUGUUGUUGGAGUGGUGCACCUUUUAUAUGUAUAAUUUCUUUAGAAUGGUGCAUAUAGCAUAUCCCUAAUUAUGUAGUAAAACUUAAAACUAAAAUUCCAGUCCUUUUUUUAUGUACCUUUAUGUACAAAUCAUUUUAAAGCUACACUUUAUCCAUAUUUUCAGUGAAAGAUACAUAGUAAAGGUAAAAAAAAACAACAACUCAACAAUGUACCCAUUGAUUCAAGGUAUCACAAAAAAUUUAAUUUAAUACUGAGAGUUUUGAACCAUAAUGAUUGUCAUUUUAUGUUUUAUCUACGAAAUUGGCAAAGAAAGUUCUAGAACCCCAAGUUCUAUUGGUUCUUAGUCUGGCUUGUCUGUGUUUUAGAGUGAGCAGUGGAAAAAUACCCAUGCAGCCACACUGCCUGAAUGUUGCAUUUCUCAUAUGUUAACUUAAACACCCAAUUUUGCACGGUACACAUAAAAAUCGUCUGGUUAGACUCAUGUCUUCCUACGGCCUUUCUGCUUCCUGAACUGAAAACCAGGGGCUUCAGAGCCUUUCUGCCUUGCCCAGAGACAGCUCGUCAGGAACAUGAACAGAGGAGCACACCAGAUCAUUGCAGUCUGGUGCUUUCACAACUGUACCAAAAAUUCCUGUAACUGUUUCCUUGUAUCAACGUAUUCAAGCCUUGCCACAAACCCAAAGACUUAAUUGCUGGAUCCGUUCGAUGAAAUGAGAGCUUGAACUGUGAAUAAUUGCUGGGUUCCUCAAGCAGUCCCAUAUGCUAUGGACCAAUCCUUAGUCUUCCCAUAAAGAGGGCAGUUUAACUCCUUGUCCAUUAAUGGCACUCUUGUCAUUUGUAUACCAUAUUUAUUUUAACUUUUGCUUUAAUGUUGAAUCUAUUUUUGUAUUUAUGUCUUGUUGAUUCUGUAUCCCCAAACUUUGAGUUAAUGUUAAUCUUCAAUUUUUUUUUGAAGUUUGUUUUAAGGGUAGCAUCCACCAUGUCCUGACAAGCAAAUGUUAUGUUUGGUGUUAAGGAUCAAACUAGCACAGCUUCUUUGUUUAUCACAUGUUCGUUUAUCUGUAUUGAAAAUUUUUGUUAAACUGUUCAAACAGAGUAAAUUCUGUAAGGAGUUCUGCAAGUAAUGCUGUCGGGUCUGUUUUGUUUGUUAUACAGUGGGAUAUGUUCCUGCCUGUUUUUAAGUAACUUGACUAAUAUUUGAAAGCUAAAAAAGAUCUUGUCUCUCACAUCUGUAAUAAUAAA